Messenger RNA from Pieris brassicae (large cabbage white), 1297 nucleotides. RefSeq lists its product as uncharacterized. Bases 230 to 1126 code for a protein of 298 amino acids. The record is from RefSeq and is a predicted model, not a curated record. Lineage: Eukaryota; Metazoa; Arthropoda; Insecta; Lepidoptera; Pieridae. The transcript is spliced from 2 exons.
GUGAAUUUAUGACCGAAGACCUAUACUCGUACACAUUCAGGCAAUAAACUACCCGACACAAAGCAAGAUUGCGAUCUUGAAUACGAAACUAGUACAACUAUUCCACGACAAUAGAUUUUCCAUUCAGAUUUGCAUUUAUAACUGAGGCAAAAAUCAAUGCAUCCAAUACAAACGGAUUCCCUUCUUCAGUAUCGCGUGUCUAGAUACUGUUAAUGCCGGGUGCUGUAAUAUGCCAGCGCUCUGGCAAUCGUCUCAGCGACCUAUGUACAUUAGGACUGUGUGGGUUGACGGCUUCCGCCACGCGAUACUAACCCAUGACGAUCCCUGCUACCUCAGAUUGAGCGCAAAACGAAGGCCUUAUUCAACGGCCAGCACGCAGAAGCAUACAAAAUCACGAAACUCACGACUCAGUCCGACCAACGACGAGCUAGAGGACUGCUUGAGAAAAUUGCAGCUAGUCGUCACUGACGAAAGAAAUGUGGAUGAAUCUAGUGUAGAAAAUCUACAGCUAUCAGACGUGAAUGAUUCCGAAGACGAGCUAAGAAAUCCAACACCACCACCAUUAACCGAAGCCGACACAGGACAAUUCGAAAACAUGAAAGCUAUAAGAAGUAACCGCACAGCGAGAACCGAUGUCAAAGAAGACACCGAACUGUGUGACAGAGUUUUACAAUGGCUGGAUUUAGCGGGAAAAGUUGAACUUCUAAAAGACGACAACGUUGAACGAAUGGCCCAGCCACGUCACAGUUGGCCCGAAAUUCAAAAACGUAAUUUACUCAAAUCGAAAACAUCAGCGGAUUUAAAAGCGAGAGAAUCAAAGCAUAUAGAGCAAAAAAGUGGCCCAAUCGAUCGACAUGAUAUUUACGUGACAACAAAUACGAUCGAGAACUACGCACGACAGUCACGAAAUGCAAAAACACGACAGGAUGCCAAAGUGAGGGAGAGAAAGGUCAAAGACGUGAAGGCAAACAUCGCCGAAACUCGAAUGAAAGUGGCAACCGAGAGAAAUGCCGUGGAGAAACAGUAUGCCGAGUUAGUUAGUAAGAAAUUAAUACCGGACAUUGGCAAAGUCAAAAAACAAGUACAUAUAUUUAUGCCCGAAGCUCUACCAAAGCGUCGAUCAUAACAAGCAGAACGCAAAGUCUACUUUCACAGAAACUUUAGUGAGACAGUAAUUUACCAAUAUCUUUUUCAUAUAAAUGUAAUUUGCCAUUUUUUUUUUUAUUAAAAAUUGAAUUUGCGCAUUGUUAUCUAAUAUCAAUGUUCACGAUUUAAAUGUUUUUGCAAUAUAAUGUAU